AUGGAUAAUGCCAGCUACCACUCAAGACGCCUGGAAAAAAUCCCAGUUACUAGUUGGAAAAAAAUAGAUAUUCAAGAAUGGCUUUCAUCAAAGCAAAUUUCUUUUGAGGCAAAGGAAACAAAAGUCCAGCUUUUGAAAAAGGUGAAAGAUGUCAAGUUUCAGUACCAAUCGUACGUGGUCGAUGAGCUGGCAAAAGCAGUUGGUGUGGAGGUAUUGAGAUUACCUCCGUACCAUUGCGAAUUGAAUCCCAUCGAACUAGUGUGGGCAGACGUCAAGGGGUAUGUGGCCCAAAAAAAUACAACAUUUAAGAUGGCAGAUGUUAAAAAGCUGCUCCAGGAGACUUUAGGCAAUAUUUCAGCAGAAAAAUUGCAUCAGUCACGUAAAAAAAGAGGAAUCGAAAUUAGCUAG
Parnassius mnemosyne (clouded apollo) is the source of this 408-nucleotide messenger RNA. The record is from the annotation of a GenBank genome assembly. Lineage: Eukaryota; Metazoa; Arthropoda; Insecta; Lepidoptera; Papilionidae.